AUGAAUAGCCAAUUGCCGCUUGUCGGGCAAGCCACCGAUCUCAUCGUCAAUUAUGCUCGUGACUUCGACAGCCGGUUCAUGGCAAUGAUGAGCAGCCACUGGUUCUUAUCUGACCUUAUACAAAAUCCAAUAUCCCGCGUGAUUUCGGAAACGCUCUUCGUCACAUUCGUUGUGUUACUCUCAUAUGAGACGAUCUACUGGUCAGGCAUCUACCUAAAUUUGUGGGAGUAUCAUGCCAAGGACAUUUUCACCGAAGUCCCCAUCCACUGUGCUCAUGUCUAUGUGCGUCUCAAUAUAGCGGAGAAGAAGAACCUAGAGGCCAUUAGACAAUACUAUGACUUGAAGCAGCGCUCCACUUAUAACGUUUUGAACUGGAAGACUCUCAAUGAGCUUGGACUCCGAAUUUUCAAAUUGCGCCAAUUCGUCAAGUAUCAUUUUGAAUUCAGCCCUGAGGACUUUGAAGGAAACCCAGAACCAGAGCUCGGUUCCACUAUAGAGCACCUUCGCCAGAAAGUUCUCACUACAUUGCUUGCAUCGCCUUUGCCCACUCGCUUCGCUACAGACCAUCUUACAAAACACGAUGUUAUGAUAUUCAACAAUAUGUCCGCCGAAGUAGGUCCGGACAACGACAAGACCUAUCUAAGCAAGAUCCACAUCGAAACAGGAAAUGUAAUUGAUGCAAUUGUGCUCGUUUAA
This is a messenger RNA of Candidozyma auris, 696 nucleotides long. RefSeq lists its product as uncharacterized. Lineage: Eukaryota; Fungi; Ascomycota; Pichiomycetes; Serinales; Metschnikowiaceae. Bases 1 to 696 code for a protein of 231 amino acids. The record is from RefSeq and is a predicted model, not a curated record. The transcript has a single exon.